GGAAACUUCCUAAUAUCCAUGAGAAGAAAAAAUAUCCAAAGCUGUCGAGACACAAAAUUCAGAGCAUGUUCUUAUCUGGACGGCUCAGUGUCUGCGACUAUUGAAUUGGUGCAGUCAAAUGGAAACGUUCCGAUUAGUCCUCUCAAUUCAGAAGAGGUUGUUAAAGUACUGACAAGCAGCGCAAUUGAGACCUCAGAUGCUUCAUUGCCGCUGAUGCAAAGAUUGGUACUGUUAGAUUUAGACCCUGCCACAGCAAAACUAGCAAUCAGCUUUCUUGGCCCCUUCCUAUCAGCAUUUUCGUUUCUGUUCAUUUUGAGAAUAGUCAUGUCCUGGUAUCCUAAGCUUCCAGUUGGAAAAUUCCCGUAUGUCAUAGCUUAUGCACCCACAGAGCCCAUUCUUGGUGCAACACGAAAAUUGAUUCCUCCUCUCGCUGGAGUCGACGUAACUCCUGUCGUUUGGUUUGGACUAGUCAGUUUCAUUAAUGAGAUUUUACUAGGCCCUCAAGGGCUGCUUGUCCUCUUAUCUCAAAAACAGGUUUAGCUCUUGUUGCAAUUUGCAGAUUUCUUUUCUCCUUCAGAAUUUUCCAUCACCAGUUCUUUACUGGAGAAAGGGAGUGAUAUAGAGAAAUCCUUCUGUCUUGCAGUUGUACAAUUGUAUGUAUGAUCUUGUAUCUAGUAGUUUUAAAAUCCAGCCGAAAGUUAUUAGGAUCCUCAUUUUGUACAAUCUGAGCCGGUGCAGCUAAUUGUAUAUUAUGGUUCAUCCAUGCAAUUAUGUACAUUCUUCUGAGCUCAUAGAACAUUUUCUUUUAAAAGAUCCUUUGUCUCUGUGAA
This is a messenger RNA of Nicotiana attenuata, 830 nucleotides long. Its product is annotated as protein COFACTOR ASSEMBLY OF COMPLEX C SUBUNIT B CCB3, chloroplastic. Gene Ontology annotation, cellular component: chloroplast thylakoid membrane. Lineage: Eukaryota; Viridiplantae; Streptophyta; Magnoliopsida; Solanales; Solanaceae. The record is from RefSeq and is a predicted model, not a curated record.